This is a messenger RNA of Scylla paramamosain (green mud crab), 1362 nucleotides long. RefSeq names its product synaptogenesis protein syg-2-like. The coding region runs from base 1 to 1362 and encodes 453 amino acids. The record is from RefSeq and is a predicted model, not a curated record. The transcript is spliced from 9 exons. Gene Ontology annotation, biological process: cell-cell adhesion. Gene Ontology annotation, molecular function: cell adhesion molecule binding. Gene Ontology annotation, cellular component: cell-cell junction; plasma membrane. NCBI's taxonomy places the organism in Eukaryota, Metazoa, Arthropoda, Malacostraca, Decapoda, Portunidae.
AUGUUGACGCUCGGCCUCUCCAGUGAGCCACUCCGUAAAGGAGCCACCGGGAGCCACCUGCAGAAGUUCACGGUGCGGCCAGAGAGCGUGGAGGUGGUGGAGGGCGGGGACGUGCUGCUGACCUGCGUAGUGGAGAACCAGCAGGGGAAGGCACAGUGGACGAAGGAUGGUUUUGCUCUAGUACGCAGGGGAGGCGGCGCGGGGGAGCACCACCUGGCCAUCACGGGCGCCACACUCACGGAGGACGGGGAGUACCAGUGCCAAGUGGGGCCGACCAGUGUCAGCCCUCCCAUCUGGGCCGCCGCCAACGUCACCGUCAUUUUGCCUCCGUCAGGGGUGAGCAUCGUGGGGUGGGGUGACGGCGCGCAGGUGGAGGUGCUGGCGGGGACUUCCCUCAACUUGGACUGCGAGGUGCUAGGUGGCCGCCCCGCCCCCCGCGUUGCCUGGAUGAGGGGCGGCGCUCCCCUACCGCCAGAACUUCAGGACGACAGCACGCGGGUGUCGUCAGAACCCCGCCGUUGGGACACCAGGAGCCGGCUUACAGUGAACACCUUGCCAGCAGAUGACGGGGUGCCCUAUACCUGCCGGGCACUCCACCCCACCCUGGCAUCCCCCGCCACGCUCAUCCCCAACGCCCCCUCCCAGCCGUCCCCCAUGGAAGCCACCGUCACCCUCUCUGUUCUGCGUGAAUCCCCCGGGGCCACCAAUCAUCACAGGCUACACCCCGGGAGAGGUGGCCGUGGCGGGGGAGCGGCGCACCAUCACCUGUACCUCCAAGGGGGGAACCCGAGGCCCUGGGUGUUGUGGUACAGAAAUGGGAACCUUCUGGAUGAUACUACCACUACCUCGUCCUUCCUCUCCUCCUCUUCUGAUGGCGGGCAAGAGGAGGUGGGCGUGGCCAAGGUGGUAGUGAAUGCCCAUGAGUUGGUCCUCACCCCGCAGGAGGAUACCGCCCUUCUGGAGUGUCGUGUGUCUAAUGAUCUCCUGAAGGAACCGCUUGUGGCCAAUGUGACGCUGACGGUGUACUACGCCCCUGCCAGUGUCUCCAUCCGCGGCCCUGCUCAGGUGGGCGCCGGGGACACACUGAACCUUACCUGCGAAACUAGUGACUCCAACCCCCCUGCCUCUAUCACCUGGACUCUGCAAGGCGAGGUGGUGGAGAACAGCAAGUCGGUGGUGGCCAAGGACGGCGCGGGGGGCUGGGUGACCUCCUCCCGGGUGAGCCAGCGGGUGGAUAGCGCCGCCGUGAGUCCGCUGAGGGUGGAGUGCCGUGCCCUUAAUCCAGCGGUGGAGCAAGUCAUCAGGAGAACCACCACUAUUACUGUUACCCGUCCCGCGGGCCCCCCUGUGUUUCAAGAUUGA